CACACAGCCUCGCUCAUACACACACAGCCUCUCUCUUACACACACACACAGCCUCGCGCACACACACAGCCUCACCUCCACACAGCCUCACACAACCUCACCUACAUAGCCUCAACAAUACACAUACAGCCUUACCUACACCCAUACAGCGUCAGAGUCUUAUCAUUUACAACACCAACCAUCCAGACAGCCUCGUCCUCCUAAAACCGCAGCUUUGCACAUCCACAACCUCGCGUGCAGCCUCAAAGCGCGUAAAGAAUCACACUUCAUCUUUACGGCCCAACACGGCAGCCUAAAUCCCCAUACAUAUUCAUUCGCCCUCGUAUACAUCGUCACCUCCAGCUUCACCCAUCUACAGCCUCCCCGUGUGUGUGUCAACACAACCCACUCGCCUCGUCCCCACUUUACAAAGGAAUAGAGCUCCCCGAGAGAAGCCGUGGCUUGCGAUGGAAGAGGCGAAUUCGAUUCUCACUCGAGACGUGGGAAGACUUCUUGCAGUUGAAGUUUCUUUUAAUCUGGGACCCCAACACGACCCUCCUCAGCUCCUGGCACCAUGCAGCAGCUGGACUCGCUGGAGGCUCGGGCCGUUGAGCUGGCACGGCUGCAGCUGUCAGCGCAGAGGAAGGAUGACGAUCUGCGGGACGCGUACGCCGAAGUCCUUCGCCUCCGUCGGCGCAGAGAUGCCCUGCGCCAGCAGCUCGCCCACAGACCCCGCAAGAUUUUGGCAGAUGUGGUAAAGUCACCCACAACGAGAAUACCACGGGAUUCCACCACCGAGCAGAAGCAAGCCGUCCUGAGGGCUAAAACCAUCAAACUACAAUCCAUGAUGCAUCUCUACAGUCUGGCAGGCAUUACUGCACAGCCGAUAUGGGAAAAGGGUACGGUGAUUUUCACGCUGGGAACGGCAUUUGGGGACGAGUACUACGAGAGCUACAUUGUGGAGGUGAAAAAGCAAGAUCCUCCGCUUCUGCUCCGACACUCCUUCCCGCAGUUUGUGCCGCUCAAGGAGCUGACAGAGAAGCACCUGGCCAAGAACCUACAGCAUUUCAUUUGGGUCCUCGGCGAUUACCUCAAUGCUUUUGUUGCGCGCAGAGAGCAAGUCGAACGCACCAAGAGCAAGUUCUCGGAUAUGCUGGUGGGCAGCUUUUCCCGCAACGCUGCAAUCACCACCAUGCACUUUAAGUAUCGGCUCACAUUUGAAGAGCAAAACUGUGUGGUAGCAGCCCGUCUGGAGUACUCCAGCUUGUUGAGAGUGCUACCUGGCACCGUCACUCUCUCAUUGAAAGGGGUGCAAGAUAUCUCCUCAAACCUUGAAAUGAUUCUGGAGAAACAAGAGCAAGAGUUUAAGUCAAAACUUCUUUUUGAGGCUUUUGACAAUAUAUAGAUUUCUUGCAAAAAGUCAUCCUGGGACUCAAAUAAUUCUAGUUACGUUUAAAGAAGUAACCAUUGCCCUUUGCAGUAUUUAACAAAGAGCUGGACCAGAUGGUAUUAUGCAAUUCAGAGAAUCAGGACCAUUUGGAUUAAAAUUAGCAGUCCUCUUCACGAAAUGUUUAGCUGCAGUCGUACACUAAUUGAUAGUUAUGAGAGUUGGCAACAUUGGUAAAGAAAAGUCAUUUUUAAUAAAUUCCUUGUAUAUAUGCAAUUUUAUUCUCUAGUUUUUAGUUAAAUCACGUGUAGGAAAAUGUUCCUAGCAUCUACCUUGAGACUGCCAAUCUAAUAUGUCUUUGGCAAUCCUGAAAGAAAGCUCCUUUCCAUUCCAAACUCAAGAAUAGCUGUACAUUUUUUUGCAGCCAAGAGCACAUGGCCUUCUACACCCAUCAGGGACACCCUGGCAUCCAGAAUCGGGAACAACAUGAUCAAGUACAGAGAACCUAGCCACAUGCCCAAAAUGGUAUUGGUUGAGUGCUUGUCAUACAGGUAGAAAACGUUGUCUUUGGUUAUAUGAAGUCAUCCCACCAAGACUCCCCCCCCAAGAGUUUGUGAAGAGAUUUGGUGACGAAGAAAUUAAGCUGCCCUCAGAUGCCGUCGGCGUUGAAGUUGCUGAUCCAUAGAGGACAAGGAAGCACGCAAAACUUGAUGACGUGUAUAUUUAACAAUGCCGCUUUCCACGUUAUCCUUUUAAUGUAUUUAAUGUCAAGCAUUAAUGUCAAGCAUGACAUUAAAUACAGUAGUUGAUAAAUACAAAAAAAUACAAUAUUUCGAACUCGAAAAAUAGCUUCUUGCCUAUGUAACGGGCAAGAAUGAAAUAUUACGAAUUGAGUUACAAGAUACGGUCUGCUACUUGGAAGUGUUGAGGAUGUUGACUGCAGCAGCUGAGCCAUGCAGCAGAAGGAAGGACAGUGGCACGGUAUGGCAGCACCAAUGGCUGUCGUGACCUCGAUCUUGGAGAAAUUCAUAAAAUAGUUUUAUAUGACUUCCGUAAAGAUAUAUCAGCUGUUUAUUGACUAUACAUGGCUUUGUAUAUAUGCUAGAUUAAAAAUUUGUUUUAUAUUUACGCUUUCAAAUAUUUUAGCAUGUACGCUAGUCCUGUUUUGUCAAGAAAUAAACUGGCAAACAUAA
Messenger RNA from Petromyzon marinus (sea lamprey), 2559 nucleotides. It is a transcript of the gene CENPO, whose product is annotated as centromere protein O. Lineage: Eukaryota; Metazoa; Chordata; Hyperoartia; Petromyzontiformes; Petromyzontidae. The record is from RefSeq and is a predicted model, not a curated record. Gene Ontology annotation, cellular component: Mis6-Sim4 complex; kinetochore.